This is a messenger RNA of Porites evermanni, 1337 nucleotides long. Lineage: Eukaryota; Metazoa; Cnidaria; Anthozoa; Scleractinia; Poritidae. The record is from the annotation of a GenBank genome assembly.
GUGGAGUGGAUACUUUCAUUAACCGAUUCCUUUGAUUUCAAAGAAACAUCCGCUGGACGGAAAGGCUUAAGAAAAGAGCAACCAAGCCAACUGUUUGUGUCUACAAUAAGCUGGGAAAACCUCGCUAAACUCGUAUUGAGUAAAAUCCCGGCUAGGGUGGGAAAAACCUCAUAUAGUGAAAGUUGGCAGGUUUGGUCCGUCAUAAUUACAUCACCUUAGGUACUCGGCGAAAACUUUCUCUGAGGGCAGAACGUGCAGAUAUUGAUAUUGUUUACUGCACAGGUUAACAAAGCUCAGUUUCCCUUUUUACUACCACUGAGAAAAUAGAAAUGAUAAAUUGGACCUUGCUAUAAUGUGAAAAAUAAGAGCUCUUGUGUUUUUCAUUCUUAAUCCUCUAUUUUAAUGCAGUUUGAAUCCGUUUGGUGCAUGUCAGAUUAAGGGAAGUGAGAGCUAAAUCCCCUAAGAGAAGUAAAAAUCUACAAAACUCUUAUCAAAUAGGUCUUUCUAAUUGAGCAAAUGAUUGUCCAACAAGCAUGAGUUGGGUGUAUUGACGUGUCCCUAUACACAGUGUCCAACUAGUUCCCACAAGUAAGGUGUUUUGCCAUGUGUACCCAUAAGUACUGUCUCAAGAUGCAAUCCCCACAAGUCGGGUGUGUAGCUCUGUGUGCCCAUAAGUACUGUCCAGACCACAGUCCCCGCAAGUAGGCAAAGUUCGCAAUGUAAAGUGUCCCCACAAAAAAUAUUGGCCUUUUUCUAAUUUCGACCAGAUGUUUUAAGAGGCCAAGAAGUCAGCUAAUAAAUGCCCCAGUAUCAUUUGGAUAACUGCUGUGGAAAAGGGUGUCCUCGCAACUAGGGUCUGGAAAUAUGGUCCUCACAAGAAUGCAGGGGUGCGUAUGUGUGGAUUCACCAGUGUUCGCUGUGGACCCCUCGUAACGAACAGUCGCUGUUAGUGUGAGGCGCAUUCCGAGCUCACUUGACCGAUGAAGUGAAAGCAGAACUCAACCGGUGGAUGUAGCAGUUAUCCCUGGAGGCCUGACCCCUGUUUUGCAGCCAUUAGACAAGUGCUUGACGAGGUUGAACAAGACGAAGUACCACGAGAAAUGGAACGUUCAUUGCCCGCACCCACCACAGUCAAUAUUGAUGCCACUGAUCUGUACAGUGAGUGGAAACACUGGAGUAGUGCGUUUGAGAUCUACUCGAUAGCAUCUGACCUACAGAAAAAGGACGAUGCAGUUCAGCAAGCCACAUGCUGCAUUGCCUUGGCCCCGCAGUUCAAUGCAUUUUCAACACGCUCCCUGGCCAACACAAGAGCCUUGAAGAAGCCAAGACUGCCUUGA